Messenger RNA from Engraulis encrasicolus (European anchovy), 1091 nucleotides. RefSeq names its product P2Y purinoceptor 13-like. Gene Ontology annotation, biological process: negative regulation of adenylate cyclase activity; G protein-coupled receptor signaling pathway. Gene Ontology annotation, cellular component: membrane. The coding region runs from base 5 to 964 and encodes 319 amino acids. The record is from RefSeq and is a predicted model, not a curated record. NCBI's taxonomy places the organism in Eukaryota, Metazoa, Chordata, Actinopteri, Clupeiformes, Engraulidae. The transcript has a single exon. Gene Ontology annotation, molecular function: G protein-coupled purinergic nucleotide receptor activity.
UGCCAUGGCUUCUGUGCUAUCGGACUGUGGGGUCGACUUGGACAUGGCCCACCGUGUUAACUUGGUCCUCCACUAUGUCUUGUUCAUUCCUGCACUUCUGCUGAACAUCAUGGCAGCCUGGAUCUCCUGGAAGCUGAAGAACAAGUCCUCCUUCAUCGUGUACCUGAAGAACCUGGUUGCUGCUGACCUACUGAUGACCUUGACUUUACCCGUGACAGCAGCUGACUGGAUCCCUGGUGUACCAGUGGCGCUGAAAGCAUACAACUGCCAGUUUGGACGUGUGUUUUUCUACCUCUGCAUGUACGUCAGCAUUGUCCUGAUGGGAGUCAUCAGCCUGGACCGCUUCUUCAAGAUCGUCCAGCCGGGUGGGAAACGUCUUGGCCAGAGUGCCCUGUUUGGGAAGGUGGUCUGUGCUGGCAUCUGGAUAGUCCUCUUCAGCAUACAGGCCGUUCCCACAAUGGUACUGACUAACAUACCUCCUCCUGCAAAUAGUAGCACUCGGGGUCUGUGCAUGGGCAUGAAGGCGGAUAUGGGUAAACAGUAUCACGAAGGGAUAAUUACAUUUUACAACAUAGUUUUCUUUGUCGUGUUGAUCAUCAUUGGAUUUUGUUACAUAUGCAUUGCAAAACGAGUCAUUGAGUCACACCGUAACUCUGGUAGUGUGAAUGGCGAUGGGAAAAGGAAAAUCAAAGCCCGGGUGUUCAUCGUGUUAGUGGUGUUCCUGGUGUGUUUUGCUCCCUACCACAUCACACGCCUUCUUUACGUCCCUCAGCAGAUGAAAAACAAGAUGAACUGCCAGUAUUUCUCAAUGAAUGUGGCUAAAAAGAUGACCCUGUGGCUGGCCACCACUAACAUCUGUCUGGACCCCCUCAUUUACAUUUUGCUGUGCAAAGCCUUUCGGAAGAAGUUUUAUGAGCUCAAAACACCAAGUUCCCGCCCCAACACAUCAACUGAAGACAUCUGAAAACCUGGACGUAAUAGCUUCUUGUGGCUUUUAAAAUGUGUAAUAAUGUAGAUGCACUCACUGUAUAUACAUUUAAAUAUUCAUGUGUCCAUUUCUAGAAAAUGUUUGCUUGGAUGUUGACAUUCAU